GCAAAAUAUGCAAAGCUGACAGUGAUUACCAGGAUCACGUUUCUCUGUCUCUUUCUGGUAAACAAAGUGAUUGUCUCAGUGGGGGAAUGCUGGCUUCAGAAGUAGACUUUGAGCAGGCAGGUGAUGUGCAGGACAAUAAGAAAAUGUGCUCUGGAAAGAAAUUCCCUGAAAACAGCCGUGGAAGCAGCAGCUUACCUAUUAUUAGGAAUAGAUCAGAAGUUCGUCUGAAUUCGUACAAAACGAACACUGUCAUUUGCAAAGAGGAACUUCUCUUCAAGUCAAAGACCUCUCAUUCACAAGUUCAAGAUGAUGAUGCAUAUCAUAAAUUUGUGGAAAACUUAAAGGAUACAUGGCCUUCCAAUUUAUCUGCAUUCAAAACAUACAGAUGCCAACACUGCAGUUAUGCUACCACUGUUCAUAGCGACUUUAAGCUGCACUUAAAAAUACAUAUAGAUGAAAGACCAUUUGUGUGUAAAGAAUGCAAUAAGACAUUUAAAACAUCAAACCAUUUGCAGAAACACAGCCUUAUUCACAUAAGGAAUGGAUAUGAGUUUGGCCAUUGCCUCUAUGUAGAUAGCUGUUUAGAGAAUCUUGAAUUGCAUCGUGAAAUGCAUGUAGGCAUGUGUCCAGAAAGAGAUGUUCCUUCCUCGGAAGGUUCAAACAGUGUCCAUUCCUUCCUUGGUUCGGAAGUCUGUGGAGUACAGCGAGAUGUCCAGAGGGGCAAAGCACGUGAUUUGCUAGCACAAAGUCAGCCACGAUUCUAUCAGUGUGCAGAGUGCGAGUACGCUACUUACAUUUUAAGCAACCUUGAAUUACAUGUAAGAACUCACACAGGUGAGAAACCUUACAGCUGCAGCGUUUGUCAGAAGAAGUUUCGUACUUCCAGCCACCUGAAAAGACACAGAGUCACGCAUUUUAAUACGGAGCAUCUCAAGUGCAGGAACUGUGACUAUUCAACAAACAAAUGGUUGUCCUUGAAACAGCAUCUGGCUUCACACUCUUGUGAGGAAAGCUCAUCUACUGGCUGUCUCUACGAACAAAAGCAGCUACCUGUCAAAACGUACACAUGUGAAGAGUGUGGCUAUUCCACAGCCCACAAUGGAAACUUGAAGCCACAUUUGAGAAUUCAUACAGGGGAGAAGCCGUUCAAGUGCGGUCAGUGCGCUGUUGCUUUCCGCACAUCUAGCCACCUGAAGCGCCACUUACUGACUCAUUUGAAGUUGCACUGCAAAAGGUGUAGAUUUUCUACAGUAGAUAAAUGUGCUUUCCAAAAGCAUGUAAAAACACACAAAAAAAUGUACAAGUGUGGAACGUGUAAUGUGACGCUGCCUACCAAAAAACUUCUGGAAAAGCAUAAGCAGCAACAUAAGCUUGGAGUAUAAGCUUGGGAAUUGCAAGUUGGCACUUGGUUCUGGAGAGGUUUGCCUGUCCUGAAUUUGUUCAUUGCUUUACAUUCCCUUGCUGUUCCCAGAAUGAUGGCUGGUAAUGGGUGCAUGCAGCGUUUUGGUCCAGAGAGUGAAACUCGGGGUACUGGUUUGCUCUGGGUUAUUCUGAGAGCUUCACUUCUAGCACAGGCUGUGUUAAAGAAGAUCUUGGAGACACUUUUUCAUGCCCGAGUAACUUCUUAAUACCAUGAGGUCAGUUAUGAUUUGGCCAAUGUUCAUCAGUUUGAACAGUUAUUCUGUGCCACUUAUUUUCUUGUAAAAAAUUAAUAAAAAAAAAUCUGUCUAACUGAAAGAAUGUUUAAAGGGAGGGAAGGAAGUGGACAUUGUAUUGUAUAGUAAUAACUUUUCAUUUAAAAAUUGUCAAUGUGUUUGGAGGCUUAAUGCUACCUCCCCUCUGCUGAAAGUUGCAUUUCCUACUCCCAGGUUUUCUUGCAAUACUUGCAAGAGAAAAAAAAAAUGGUAUCUCACAAAAUUACAGAAACAAAACAUUGGUGCCAUCACUGGAUAAUUGGGAUAUGAAAAUGUUUUCUGUAUGUGUGUAUAUAUAAAAGGUUUAUUAGGCAGUUAUCUUGUCUGUACUUUUGAUAGAUAAUUCUUUGAGUAGUCUGACAGAAAUGGUAAUGUUGUCCUUAAUCGGAUAUUUUAUGAUACUGAGAAUCCUUAAAUUAAUCUUCAAGUUUAUGUAAGUGCCUAAUGUUAAUCUUGUAUGAAAUGCCUUCUCUUUUCUCAGGCUGGUAGUUACUGUGCUCUUCGUUUCUUAAAAUAGGAAAUAUCAUACUUUUCAAAGAACUUCUGUUAAUUUAACCACUUGCUGAUAUAUUGCAAAUACUACUUAGUUACACUGAAAACCGUAGCAAUAUCUUGAACUGUAAAAUUUGUUUUGUUGAAGAGCUUUACUGUGCAUAUAAAAUACCCUAUAUAAGGACCACUUGUGCCAAACAGCAGUUGUUACCUGUUAUGGUGAAGACAGACGGAUGCUUCUUCCACUUUAUAUUAAAAUCUAGGCAAAUCUGUGCUUGUUUUAUGGAGUUAUGCCGUGCUCGAAACUCUGUGUGGACAUCACUGACUGUAAUAUGCUCAGUGAUAACAGCAGCGUUACCCUCUUGUAUAAGGAAAAACAAUGGCAAAGGGCUGGUGCAAAUUGUCCCCUAACAUUACAGUUCAGUCCAUGAAACAGCAGAGUAAACCUAUAGCUUAAUUUAGAUAAUGGAAACAUGAAACUACCAGUGCUUUUUUACUGCUCUCAAAUGUAUGCUUUUCUUUAUAAAUAUAGAUGAUAUCUUGCAGAGGCUUUCUGGUAACAUCGGGCAGAGGUUGGAAAAGGUUGCCUAAGAGAGGUGGUGGAGUCUACCACUUUGGAGAUACUCAGAAGUCAUCUGGACAUGGUCCUGGGCAUCCAGCUGUGGGUGGCCCUGCUUGAGCAGGGGUUUGGAUCAGAUGACCUCCAGAAGCCCCGCAGCCAUUCUGUGACUUGGAAUGCAAUUUUCGAAGAGUGAAUUGAAACUCAUGAAUAGAUGCAUGUAUUUAAGGCUAGAUCAGCAAAGGUAUUUAGGUGAUCUAGUUCUUUGUAGUUGCAGUAAAAUCAGACAAGUAAAAUAUAUGUGACUGAACCCUGGUGGUUACAGAUGUUUUUACUAUAAGCUGGGAAGUCCUCAUUUGGGAAUGAGUGAUUCAGAUUGUAGAAUGUUUGAGCUAACUUCCGAAUACAGUUGUGAGAAAGAAGAAUGUUAUCCUGAUGUGU
Messenger RNA from Gavia stellata (red-throated loon), 3186 nucleotides. RefSeq names its product zinc finger protein 676-like. The coding region runs from base 87 to 1382 and encodes 431 amino acids. The transcript has a single exon. The record is from RefSeq and is a predicted model, not a curated record. Lineage: Eukaryota; Metazoa; Chordata; Aves; Gaviiformes; Gaviidae.